AUGGGGCCCGGAACCGUUCCGGUGAAUCUUGCACCUGAGGUGAGCGCGCCCGCCGUCGUCAUGUCGCGCGGGGCCUUCCCGCAAGUUGCGGCGCCGCCAGCGGCGGGUCUCGUUGCCCUGCUGCUCGUCGCAGCGGCGGCUGGCGGAGUGCGCGGAUCGGGGGGGGAUGCGGCGCUACCCCGCAAGCUCGCCGCGGGCGGAAGCGGAAACAAGGCGGCUGAGCUGGUGAAGGACUCCCCCCGUGCUUCCGCGGAGGGGGAGAAACUUGUAGUGAAGGAUUCUGCGCCUUCUUUCCGCCAGUGGCGCCG
This is a messenger RNA of Closterium sp. Yama58-4, 308 nucleotides long. NCBI's taxonomy places the organism in Eukaryota, Viridiplantae, Streptophyta, Zygnematophyceae, Desmidiales, Closteriaceae. The record is from the annotation of a GenBank genome assembly.